Molecule: messenger RNA, 2725 nt
Organism: Didymodactylos carnosus
Lineage: Eukaryota; Metazoa; Rotifera; Eurotatoria; Philodinida; Philodinidae
Source: the annotation of a GenBank genome assembly
ACAAAAAAAUUUUCAACCUUUUGACGUCUACCUGGAGGGAAUCUCAGAAAGUCGAAAAUGUUUUUUGUCAAAUAGGCACUGCCAUUCGACGCAGCUCACAGAACUAAUCAAAACUACCAAAAAGUUUUCUCUUAUGUCUCUUGAUGACUGCGUUACAGGUACACACCAGAACUCUGUAUGGACUCAAAAUUCUGAGUCCAGUUUAGUCCACGGUCUGAAAAACUCUAGUCCAAUCCAGUCCGAGUCCAUGAAUAACAGUUUUUCUAGUCCAUAAACUCUAAAAAAGUAGUUCAGCCCAGUCCACAAUACGAAAAACAACCUGUUUUUCCUCGAUCCAAGUGAAUCCAAAAUUGUUUUCCAAGUCCAGACCAGUCCAUGGUCUUGAAAGUUGAGUCCAGUCCAAGUUCAUAAACUCAAAAAGUUUCCAGUCCAGUCCAUACGGAGCUCUGAUACACACUUUAUUGUUGCAAGUCGUCUGCUGAAAAAAAAUGCGUUUUUCUGUCUACCAGUUAAGAGAUACAUACUUACGUGUUUUCUCUUAUUCUUCUAGCCAUCAGAGACUGGAUUUUAUGUUUGUUUGGACAUUUGGUCAACAUUUCUCGAUUAUUUGAAAAUAAAACAAGAAACACGUUUUAAUCGUAGUAGUAACAAACAAAAUGAGACGUAGGAUAACUCUCCACCAAAAAGAAAAGUAAACGAUUUAUCUCAAACUACUUGUAUUUUAAUUUUCAACAGAUAUGCUCAAGUAUUACACGUACUAGCGCAAGAAAUGAUUAAACGUAUUCAAUACAAUGAAAAUAAGACACAAUUGGAAGCAUUAACUGAUAAUGGUGCGCUAAAUGAGGAUGACAAUUCGUUUGAUAAAUUUAUUCAAGAAUGUAUUGAUUUGUUAGGAAAAUUAGCCGAUUUUCAACCUUAUGCAGUGAUGCAGUUUCUGAGUACUCCAUUCGAAAGAACAUUAGCACAUUAUAAAAAUAUGGAAAAUGUUAUUGUUAUUCAUUCAAAUGGCAUAAGACAAUUAAACAUUUCUCAUGAUCAUAUUCAAAAUGUUCAUUGUUUUCUACGAGAUUUAACCAGUUUAUUACAAGCAAUUGGACGUUUAAAUGAAUAUUUUUGUGAUGAACAAUUUCAACAACAUUUUAAUGAUGCUCUAACACUUGUACAUCAAUUUGUGCAAAUGAUUGUGUACGCAAAAAAUAUUCGAUUCGAUUUAUUUGACUAUUUGCCACAAAUGUCUAUAAUACAUGACGAUAUUAUUCUUGUUUCUGCACAAUCCAUAAAUUGUUUACGAUGGUAUUCUCGGUGGUUGAAAGAAUUACAUUCCAGUAACGGACGUUAUAAUAAUCAAGAACAUCGAAAAAUAGCGAAAGAUUUAUUAACGGUCAUUAUAGAUUGUUGUGUGAUAUUCAUAGAUCCUCACGUUAUCUUACCAAUUAGUAUGUCGGCAACAAAUUUGUUAUACACAUUAUCAACAUUAAUACGACCAAAUUAUAUUCUACACAUUCCAUCAAUAAAAGAGCUCAUUGAAAGAGUGAUAAAAUGGAAUAGAACCGAAAUGUCUGUUGAGCUUUACACUCUGGUUAUAAAAACAAUUUCUUGCUUAAUCAUAUAUCCCUCAUUGGAUGAUAAACAAUAUUCGACUGAACGGAGUGAACAAUAUAAAUUCUUUAUACAACGAUUAUUUGAACCAUAUGGAAAUUUAAUAAACAUAUUAGACAACGAGCAAAUUCAAAACAAGCAAGUUAUUGAAGCAUUACUAUUCUAUACAAAUUUAUUAUCCGAUCUUGUAUAUACUGUACGCUCAGAAAAUAUUAAAACAAAGCAAAUUUUUUUUUUAUCAAUUCAUCAUCUAAUAUUAUCAUGUAAUCAUUUACUAUCGAUUGUUAUUCAUAGAAAUGCUGAAUGCAGUCGUAUGUUGUUAUCACUAUUUUUUUCAUUAUUUGAAACAAUACGCACACAAAUGGGUGUUCAAUUAAUUGAAACAAUAUUGAAAAAUAUGUUUAAUUUAUUUAAUAUUAAUGACGUGCGAACCAUAUUAGCCGAUUCUGAACAUGCAGCACAUAAUUUAUUGUCAUUGAUUAUCAGCGAACCAGGAACGAAAUAUGGUCACUUUUUAUCAUUAAUAAUCGAUCUUAAUGUAAAUGCAAUAUUUCCAGCACUUCGUGACAAUCCGUCUCUUGAUAUUCGAGAAUCCUAUUUUAAUUUGCUUGGUAUACUUUUAUUGAAUAAUUGGAAAUAUUUUUUCAAAGGAAAUGUGCUAUCAACAUUAAACGAAGAGGUGGAAAAUGUAGAAAAUGAAACAUCUUUUAUGCAAAUAAUGGAGAGUUAUGCUUGGUCUUGUUCACAAACUGAUGUUGAGUUAUUUCGUAAAAAUUUAUCGUCACUAGAAGAAUUGAACCAAAAAUGUGCUCUGUAUAAUAAACAAAUAUUCCAAAUACAUAUGUUAAAACCAUUUUUAACAUUACUAAUAACGGCAUUACUCGCACAUACGCACAAUUUAUGUCGUGAUGAAAUAAUUGCUGGAAUUUAUCACAUGUCAUCACAUCAAAAUAACGCUACAUUUGUCGAAUUUCUUACCGAUUAUCUUUAUCAACAGACACUAACAGAUGAAAAGAAAAAUAUUUUAUUACAGAAUUAUGUCCAUAUUGAAACGGACUUACCAUCAUUUUCAAAAAAUUUAACGAAUUUUAUUCAUGACUAUAGGUACUAUACAGCAAAAAUUUAG